CGCAGCUGGCCAGUUGACGGUUAUUAGAAGAAUUAGAUCUGUUUUGGUUUGGCUUAACAAGACAAAACCUACCACGUCGCUCAUUCAUUAGUCUCAAAGUGGUGUCUUUGCCUCUCUAAACUUGAGCAACAAGCAGUUUAGGCCUAGCCUACCAUGGCUUUUAAACCAGAUAAGGAAUUUUCAGACAUUUCUACAAAAUUAUGGAAUGCUGAUGAAAACCGCCUCACUCCUGGCGUGGAUUACUCCAUUCAUCUUCAGGGAAAGACGUUUUUUCACAACAUGGGCAAACGAGAUAGUGCGAAGGAUCCACUGUUCUCUUACGUUAAUAUGGAAAAAUUAAAUUCCAUGCCCACAUACAAGCGUUUUAUAGCAUUGCUGGACAAUUACGAGAGCGAGACGGGUAUUGCAGAGGAGGUUACCCAGGAAGAAAUUAAAGAAAACCAAGUAUUCAUAGAUGCAAUUAUGGAAACAAAGGUUAUGAAGCUAGUCCACAAAUACUUAGCAGACAAAAAAUUAUCACCAAAGGAUGUUAGAGGAUUUAAACAUCAACUUUACGACAUAUGGUUCAAGUUAUACAGAUGAACACGUGGCGAUAGGGAUUUUGAUUCGUCUGGGUUUGAACACGUAUUUGUUGGUGAAAAUAAACGUGAAACAAACCAGGUAACAGGAUUUCACAAUUGGAUCAAAUUUUACCUGGAAGAAAAGAAAGGAAAUGUUGACUACAAAGGAUGGAUUCCCCCAAAAAUCAAGAGAGGACCACCACGUGCUGAUAAUUCCUCACACCUGGUCACUAUUCAAUUCACAUGGAAGGGCGGUAUAAAGCCACUUGGAAGCUCCUUUAUCGGUACAAGCCCCGAGUUUGAGAUAGCUUUGUAUACUCUGUUUUUCCUGGCAGCAGAUAAGGACACGUUUGAUGUAGAGGUCGAUGAUUAUGACAUUCAGAUCACAGUUCAUCACCUUGGAAACAAGCUAGGCAGCUGUUAUCCAGUUAUUAGGCAGUAAUUAUAAUAAUUGUUUAAGUUUAACCAUGUAAAAAAAAUAAUUGUAUCAUUUUUUUCCUACCAGUAUUAUCCCCCAAUUAUAUUGGAAGUAUAGCUUGGUGCAGGAGCGAAUAUAGAAUUCUUUUAAACAGGGAAGAUUUAACAAAAGGAAUACUCACUCAGGACUUAAAAUUCGUGAAAUAAUGACCAAGAAUUUUUUACAUGGCCUUAUUAUUACUACUAUACUAUUAUAGCUAUACUAAAGUUUGGUGCUACAAAACAUAUUGAUCUUGCUAUGUGUAAUAGAGAAGGGCAUCUGUAGUUUUGUUUGCUACGAAAUGCAUUGAUCUUGGCAUGUGUAGCAGAGAAGUGGGGAGUGUGGUUAACUAAUUCAAGAGGGAAACUUGCCUUUUUAACAAGAUGUGAUUAAAGUCAUUGUUUUUGACAUUAAAGUUUGACUAAUCCGAUGCUACAAAUAAUUAAAUUGUAAAAAAAAAUAUUUUUUGACAAUUUGUAAAUCUGUUCAGUAGCUAUGGUGAUUGGGAAUGUUAAAAUUACAAACAAAAUCAAAAGAAGUUGGUGUUUACUUUAGUAGGAAGCUUAGGCCUACGAUUUACACGACAACACGACACUAGAAUGGAAUCACUUAUGCGUGACUGAAAAUUUUGAAAAUAAAUAGAAUUUAAGAGAUACAGUGUAGUAUGGAAAAGGUUUAGGUUAUUUUAAUUACAGUUCGAGAACACCCUUUUUGGGACCUGAACAAUUGGGUUGGUCUCGGUUCGGCCUUCAAAUGGAGAGUUAGCUUUGCACUUAGAAACUCUAGGACAAAGUAGAAACCCUGAUUGUUUAGUUAAUAACAGAUGAGGUCAAAAGAAAUUUACAAUAAAACAAAAUAAUAUGCCCAAAAGAACUUAAAUCUUACCCAAAGGCGAUCAUGUUUCAUAUUAUUGAAAUAUUAUUUUGUGCAUAGUACUGUACUGUAUAUUUAACUUGUACAGUACGAACAGUAUUACUCUUAUUAAAAGUAUAUAUUAUAUCAAGCCAUCAGGUUGUAUAAAACAAACAGAUUUGUUUUGAUCUAAUCCAAAUCUACUUUGUCCAAGAUAUCAGUAGGUCAGAUGAAAUACUUAUUAUUACAAAUAUUACAUUUAUUUUGGCUAUUGAAGUUGAUGUAUUGUAGAAUAGUCAAGUCUUUCAGUACUAAAAAAUCUAUUUUUCUACUCUUUAUGCCAUCCAUGUGGAAAACAUAAUAUACGGUACUAUACAUAAUAUGUACUGUUUCCAUGAGAAAGAGAAGUAAUAAAUGUAAUUUGCAACUACAA
Molecule: messenger RNA, 2302 nt
Organism: Anneissia japonica
Lineage: Eukaryota; Metazoa; Echinodermata; Crinoidea; Comatulida; Comatulidae
Product: poly(U)-specific endoribonuclease-A-like
Exons: 6
Molecular function (GO): RNA endonuclease activity
Source: RefSeq, a predicted model, not a curated record